Messenger RNA from Closterium sp. Naga37s-1, 456 nucleotides. The record is from the annotation of a GenBank genome assembly. NCBI's taxonomy places the organism in Eukaryota, Viridiplantae, Streptophyta, Zygnematophyceae, Desmidiales, Closteriaceae.
AUGGCGUCAGGCUACACGCCGUGGUGGAUGAAGAAGGGCGGCGAGGGCGAGGCGAAGAGCUGUCCCACAGUGAACCGCCUUUUGGAUCUCAGCCAGGGCCGCGAGACGCCGCUGCCGCGCUGGACUAAAGCGGAUAUCGAGGCGUUCGCUAAGGAGGACCCCGUUCACGGCAACCAGGUGCUGCUGUCGCGCCAGGCGUCGCUGAUGGCGGCUGGCGGAGCGGCAGUGGGGGGACUUGCGCUAGCAGCGUACAGCUACCGGUACUCGCGGAGCGCUGGAGGUGCUUUCCUCACGCUCGUGGUGGGUGCGGUUACGAGCUGGGCGGUGACAGAGGAGGCGGCCAACAUCGGGUUAGGCCUGUACAAGUUCAGUUCCAUGGACGCCAACUUCAAGUUCAUUGACUGGUGGGCUGCCAGGCACCCUGAAGUCCCUGCAGCUGAUGUCACCACCGCUUGA